AUGUGUGGCUGCAGAGCCAGUGUCCCCAGCACGAAGCAGUACUCGGUCAACAAUCCAGCUCCUGCACCCACCAAAAAGAGCCCUUUGGCUGCAGCAGACAUGCCCAAGCGCAUACCCAUAGCCAAGCAGCUGGCAUCAAUAAAAGCUCUAGGAAAAGGCUCAGACCUUGAGAAAGCUUUUGCUACUGUGGCUUUGGUGUAUAACAACUCUGCUGACACCGAGGGCAAGCUCAGCAAUGGUGAAACCAAAAGCUUGCUGCAAACCCAGUUUGGGGGUUUCAUACAGGGACAAGAAAACAAACCAAAAUACCAGGAAAUCAUUUCUGCCCUGGAUGAGGAGCCGGAGAACAAAAUUGAUUUUGAAGACUUCAUGAUCUUGUUAGUCAGCCUCACUCUUAUGUCUGACCUGCUGCAGCAGAUCAGAAAUGUGAAAACCACAAAAUGA
This is a messenger RNA of Nestor notabilis (Kea), 444 nucleotides long. It is a transcript of the gene SNTN, whose product is annotated as sentan, cilia apical structure protein. NCBI's taxonomy places the organism in Eukaryota, Metazoa, Chordata, Aves, Psittaciformes, Psittacidae. The record is from RefSeq and is a predicted model, not a curated record. The transcript has 4 exons. The coding region runs from base 1 to 444 and encodes 147 amino acids. Gene Ontology annotation, molecular function: transition metal ion binding.